UGACGCAAGUGGAAAAAAUUGUCAAAAGUCAAAACUCGAAAACUUGAAAUUUACUUUUUUCCGGUUUCACCUUCUUCAACUUUAAUUACAUUGUCCAUCUAACAAUGUCUGAUAAUAAAGAUGUUUCCAAAAAGGACACUGAUCCUGAGCUCGGUGACUUAUUGGAUAGUGCACUCCAAGAUAUGAUACAAAAAACAGAAGGUAAUACAGAAGAAAAUGAAAAUAAGUCAGAGGAAGAUGCUCCUGCCAAUGUGUGGAAUGAAGAAUUCAUAAGAGAAGCUGCAGCACAGUUUGAGAGUAACAUGGCUGCUCUGCUCGGAAAUAUCAGUGGAGUAGCAGAUGAAAAUGUAACUCAAGAACAGAUUGCGCAUACCUUCUCCAAAAUGGCUGAGGCAGCAGCGCAAGUGUUGAAACCAUCAGAUACACCUGCAGUGGAUACUGCCAACGAUACGGCAACUCAGGAGAAAAUAAAUGAGGUAUCAGAAGCGAUUACACGAACUCUGCAGAAUCUUAACACUGAUUCAGAAAAUCUGCAGACACCAUUCUCCGAAAACGAUUUAGCUAAUAUGUUUGCCAACUUUAAUAUGGGUGAAGGUGGACAGGAGAACAACAUGUUUGUGCCAUUCAUGCAAGGCAUGAUGCAAUCACUUUUAUCCAAAGAGGUUUUAUACCCAUCACUGAAAGACCUUGUGGAACGUUAUCCCACAUGGCUGGCUGAAAAUAAAGGCAAGAUUGAACAGGCUGAAUAUGAAAGAUUCGAAAAGCAACAAAAGCUUAUGGAGGAGGUAUGUGCUGAACUAGAGCCGGAGCAAGAAUCAGACCCUGAAGAAGUAAAGAGGAAACGCUUUGAAGUUGUUUUGAAUCUCAUGCAGCAGAUGCAAGAUCUCGGUCAACCCCCCAAGGAUCUGGUGGGUGAUAUAGGUGCCCCUCCCCCAGGCUUCGCACCCCCUGCUGCUCAAGACGGUGGGCAAUGUGCUAUAAUGUAACCAUUAGCAAUAUAAACUAACGAGGUAUGGAUAAUGUAUGGAGGCUAAGAUGGUUUUACUAAUAGUAAAUAUAUAAAAAACAUGUGAUGGAUUAAGUCAUCACAAUGUAUGUAACCACUAGUAAAAGUGCAGAAAAAACGUGGAAUAAAGUUGUAACUUGUAUGCUAAUAAAUUAUUAGAGACAUAUCUUUCAAGUGUCAAUAAAAAUGCAAUAUAUCUCCGUAUAGUUUUAUCAUUCGAAAAAUUAUUUCUUUAAUUGAUUCUCUAUUGAAAAAUAUAAAAAUCGAUUGUAUGUAAUCGAUGUAUCGAGUUAAUAAUCAAAUAAUCGGACGAUUUUGACAGCUGUCAAAUGCGAUUAUUGUUUUUGACAUUUCAUUAUGUCUUAUAAAUUAUACAUAUAGUUAUAGAUACAAACAUGCCAGUUGAAUUAUUCAUAUUGCUUUUAAAUAUUAUUUGGCAUUGUUAUUUUAGCUUUUCGAUAUUUUUCAAAUGUAGGAAAUAAAAUCAAGUAAUAAUACUAAAUUAUACUUACACAAUGUCGAUGAAAAACUAAUUUUGCCGAAAUGACAUUAAAUCAUUAUUUUCUCUAUAAUUAUAAAAUUUCAAAUUGUGCACAAGUAUCUUCUAUUUUGUUGAAUAACGAAUGUUUUAGUUUUUAAUAACUUUAUUUAUAAUGUAAAGGAGGUUGUUCUUGAAUAUUAAAAAAA
This is a messenger RNA of Papilio xuthus (Asian swallowtail), 1693 nucleotides long. It is a transcript of the gene Pex19, whose product is annotated as peroxisomal biogenesis factor 19. NCBI's taxonomy places the organism in Eukaryota, Metazoa, Arthropoda, Insecta, Lepidoptera, Papilionidae. The transcript has 8 exons. The record is from RefSeq and is a predicted model, not a curated record. Gene Ontology annotation, cellular component: peroxisome; peroxisomal membrane. Gene Ontology annotation, biological process: protein import into peroxisome membrane. The coding region runs from base 105 to 986 and encodes 293 amino acids.